Messenger RNA from Urocitellus parryii (Arctic ground squirrel), 3824 nucleotides. The record is from RefSeq and is a predicted model, not a curated record. Lineage: Eukaryota; Metazoa; Chordata; Mammalia; Rodentia; Sciuridae.
GUCCGUCUCACCCAUGAAAUUAAACACAAGAAUAUUGUAACUUUUCACGAAUGGUAUGAAACCAGCAAUCAUCUCUGGAUGGUGGUGGAACUCUGCACAGGUGGUUCCUUAGAAACAGUUAUUGCUCAAGAUGAAAACCUCCCAGAAGAUGUUGUAAGAGACUUUGGGAUUGACCUGAUUACUGGAUUAUAUCAUCUUCAUAAACUUGGCAUUCUCUUUUGUGACAUUUCUCCUGGGAAGAUACUCUUGGAAGGGCCUGGCACUUUGAAGUUUAGCAAUUUUUGCUUGGCGAAAGUGGAAGGUGAAAAUUUGGAAGAGUUCUUUGCCUUGGUGGCAGCAGAAGAAGGAGGAGGUGACAGUGGGGAAAAUAUGCUGAAGAAAAGCAUGAAAAAUAGAGUCAAAGGAUCUCCUAUCUAUACAGCACCAGAGGUUAUGAGGGGUACUGACUUCUCUGUCACCAGUGAUCUCUGGUCUUUGGGCUGCCUGCUUUAUGAAAUGUUUUCAGGAAAACCUCCAUUCUUCUCAGAAAGUGUUUCAGAAUUAAUUGAAAAGAUUUUAUAUGAAGAUCCUUUACCACCUAUUCCAAAAGAUUCUUCACUUCCUAAAGCAUCUUCAGACUUUAUUAAUUUGCUUAAUGGGUUACUUCAAAAAGACCCUCAGAAAAGAUUAACUUGGACAGGACUACUGCAGCAUUCAUUUUGGAAGAAUGCUUUCACUAGAGAAGACCAGGAAUCCAACAUGGAGGGUUUCAGCUUCAGGUAAAAUGUGAUGGAGUGUUCAGAACCACAAGAUUCCAAGGAGUUUUUGCAGAGCCCUCAGAAUGGACAAGCGAAGGGGCAGAAGGGUAGCCAACGGCUAAGCCAAUCUUUCAGACUUGAAAAUCCAACUGAGUUGCGGCCGAAGAAUACUGUUGGGGGUCAAUUGAAUGAAUCCAUAUUUCUUCUUAGUUCUCGUCCUACUCCAAGAACUAGCACUGCAGUGGGAUUGAGUCCUGGUGAGGAUAUGACUCACAACUCACCCCAGAAGUCCUCUCCUUUGACCAAGGUGACAAAUGGACACCUGAGCCAGGAGGCCCUGGAAUCCCAGAUGAGAGCACUAAUCUACACAGACUCAGAUCUUAUUGUCACCUCAAUUAUCGACAAUCCCAAGAUUUUGAAGCAACCGCCAGUUAAAUUUGAUCCAAAAAUAUUGCAUCUACCAGCACAUUCAGUUGACAAGUUGUUAUUUCUGAAAGACCAAGAUUGGAAUGACUUUUUGCAACAAGUGUGCUCACAGAUUGACUCCACUGAGAAGAGCACAGCGGCCUCCCGAGCUAAGCUGAAUCUCCUCUGCUAUUUAUGCGUGGUGGCUGGUCACAAGGAGGUAGCCACCAGGCUACUCCAUUCUCCCCUGUUCCAGUUGCUAAUCCAGCAUUUGCGAAUAGCUCCAAAUUGGGAUAUACGGGCCAAAGUUGCUCGGGUAAUUGGUUUGCUGGCUUCGCACACAACUGAGCUCCAGGAAAAUACACCCAUUACUGAGGCAAUUGCUCUCUUAACUGAAUUAAUUAGGGAGAACUUCAGGAACAGCAAAUUAAAACAGUGCCUUUUACCGACCCUUGGGGAGCUGAUCUAUCUUGUAGCCACCCAGGAAGAAAAAAAAAAGAACCCCAGAGAAUGCUGGGCCGUUCCCUUGGCUGCUUACACGGUGCUAAUGAGGUGCCUUCGGGAAGGGGAAGAACGUGUUGUGAAUCACAUGGCUGCAAAGAUUAUUGAGAAUGUCUGCACAACUUUUUCAGCUCAGGCGCAGGGCUUCAUUACAGGAGAAGUUGGACCUGUUUUAUGGUACCUAUUCAGACAUUCCACCGUUGAUUCUCUUAGGAUAACAGCAAUUUCGGCCUUGUGUAGAAUCACUCGCCAGUCUCCUACUGCUUUCCAGAAUGUUAUUGAGAAGGUGGGACUAAACUCCAUAAUAAAUUCCCUGGCCUCUGCCAUCUGCAAAGUUCAGCAGUACCUGUUGACCUUAUUCACUGCCAUGUUGUCCUGUGGGAUUCAUCUUCAAAGACUAAUCCAAGAAAAGGAUUUUGUCUCCACAAUUAUCCGUCUACUUGACAGCCCCUCAACUUCCAUUAGAGCCAAAGCCUUCCUGGUGCUUUUGUAUAUUGUGAUGCAUAAUCGUGAGAUGUUGCUGCUCAGCUGCCAAGCAAGGCUGGUGAUGUACAUCGAGAGGGACAGCAGAAAGACCACUCCAGGCAAGGAGCAGCAAGGCAGUGGUGAAUACCUCUCUAGAUGCCUGGAUCUUCUCAUCCGUCACAUCGUGCAGGAACUGCCAACAAUCCUCUGUGACAUUCUCAACGCCUUGGCUAAUGUCUCUGGUCGUAAACACCCAUCCACAGUUCAAGCAAAACAGCUGAAGAUGUGCCUCCCCCUGAUGCCUGUAGUACUUCACCUCGUCACUUCUCAGGUAUUUCGACCUCAAGUUGUAACAGAAGAGUUUCUUUUCAGUUAUGGAACUAUUCUUAGUCAUAUUAAAUCAAUCGACUCGGGAGAAACUAACAUAGAUGGAGCCAUAGGGCUGACAGCAUCAGAAGAAUUUAUCAAGGUCACGUUGUCGGCUUUUGAAGCAAUAAUUCAAUAUCCUGUUUUGUUGAAAGAUUAUCGUUCUACGGUUGUUGAUUAUAUCCUGCCACCCUUGGUCUCCUUGGUUCAAAGUCAAAAUGUGGAGUGGAGACUCUUCAGCUUGCGGUUGCUGUCAGAAACCACAUCUCUACUUGUGAACCAGGAGGAUGGGAAUGGCGAGGAGGAAGUAAACAUUGAUUCUGAAGGCAAUCUUCUGGCUCUUGUGAGAGACGUCUUACUUCCCCAGUAUGAGCACAUCCUCAUGGAGCCAGACCCAGUACCAGCGUAUGCUCUCAAACUGCUGGUCGCGAUGACUGAACACAACCCGACUUUUACCAGACUUGUGGAAGAAAGCAAACUGAUCCCACUCAUUUUUGAAGUAAUUCUGGAACAUCAGGAGAGCAUUCUGGGUAAUACCAUGCAAAGUGUGAUUGCCCUACUCAGCAAUCUGGUUGCCUGCAAAGAUUCCAAUAUGAAGCUACUUUAUGAACAAGGACUUGUCAGUCACGUCUGUAAUCUAUUCACUGAAACUGCCACACUGUGCUUGGAUGCGGACAAUAAAAACAACAAUGAGAUGGCAGCCACACUGCUAUUUUCCCUGCUUGAUAUUUUGCAUGGCAUACUGACGUAUACAUCCAGCGUUGUACGCCUGGCUUUGCAGGCCCAGAAGUCUGGUUUAGGAGGGGACACUCAGGCUGCCGAAGACCUGCUAGUGCUCUGCAAACCACUGACAGACCUCAUUAGCCUGCUUAUUCCACUGCUUCCUAGUGAGGAUCCUGAAAUUUUUGAGGUUUCAUCCAAGUGUCUGUCUAUACUGGUUCAGCUGUAUGGAGGGGAAAACCCAGACAGCCUGUCCCCUGAAAAUGUGGAAUGUUUUGCUGAUUUGCUGAUGUCCAGGGAGGAUCCAAAGGAGCAGAAGCUUCUGCUGAGGAUUCUCAGAAGGAUGAUCACCUCCAAUGAGAAGCACCUAGAAAGCCUCAAGAAUGCUGGCAGCCUUCUGCAGGCUCUGGAGCAACUGGCUCCAGGUGAUAGUUUAUCUGUUGACAGUGUGGUGGCUUCCUUGGCCCUGGAAAUCCUCCAAGCCGUGGGCAUGAAGCAGGAAGGCACCUAGCGCAGGCCCACUCUGCAACACCAAGCCUUGGCUGCGUGGGUAAGGUCCUCUCCCAGACAUUUGCUGCAUCACCAGCCACAGCUGGGCCUGGACCCAAUAAAAGUCAGCUGAACCCAGAA